UUUUUCGGCAAAAGCGGUUGAACUUGCACAUUUCUCGCAGAUUUGCGCCCAAGGUGAUAACCAAAAGGAUCCUCGUGCACACAACCACCUACAGGCUACAGAUAGUAGUUAACUCUCUGGGGAGAAGGAGAGAUCAGACGUCAACGAUGGAAAUGCAAAUGGACUUCGAUCGCCUUCUCCUUUUCGAGCAUGCUCGCCGGAAUGCCGAAGCCACAUAUGCCCAAAAUCCUCUCGAUACUGAGAAUCUAACCAGAUGGGGAGGGGCUUUGCUUGAAUUGUCGGCAUUCCAGAGUGUAGAGGAGUCGAGGACUAUGAUUAAAGAUGCUAUAUCGAAACUCGAUGAAGCAUUGUCCAUCGACCCAAACAAACAUGACACAUUGUGGUGCAUGGGUAAUGCUCAAACUUCUUAUGCCUUUUUGACUCCUGACAAAGAUGCAGCCAAAAGUUAUUUUGAUUCGGCUUAUACUUACUUUCAGAAGGCAAUUGAUGAGGAUCCAGGAAACGAACUUUAUCAGAAAUCAUUUGAAGUGGCUGCAAAGGCACCACAAUUACACGAAGAGCUCCAUAAACAAAAUUUCAGUCAACAAAUCACGGCCUCAGGGCCAGGGGCUGGAGCAGGUUCAUCAACAUCUUCCAAUGCCAAUGCCAGGGGAUUGAAAUCACAGAAAAGCUGUGAUUUGAAGUAUGAUAUAUGUGGAUGGGUUAUUCUUGCUGUAUCCAUUGUGGUGUGGAUAGGAUUUGCAAAAGCUAAUGUACCUCCACCUGAGGCUCAUUGAUAUAAAAUAAAUUUUAGACCAUGUCUGGUGGUUUUAACUUAUAAGCAGAUAUGGGAUUUGAUUUUGGUUAGGAUAUGGUUCUGAUUAAACAUUCAAUCAACAAAUUAAUUUGGCAUAAUUUAUUGGUAUUUCUAGUAUGUUUUAUGGACUCUAGUCUCUAGAUGAUGGUCAUAUCUUGUAAGGCAUUGCUUUGUGAGAUGUGAACAUGUGGUGUUUGGUUAUUAUUUGGUGUGGACUUGUUUAAGAAAUAAAAAAUAAUUAAAAGAA
Messenger RNA from Lactuca sativa (garden lettuce), 1043 nucleotides. Its product is annotated as mitochondrial import receptor subunit TOM20. Gene Ontology annotation, cellular component: mitochondrial outer membrane translocase complex. Lineage: Eukaryota; Viridiplantae; Streptophyta; Magnoliopsida; Asterales; Asteraceae. The record is from RefSeq and is a predicted model, not a curated record. Gene Ontology annotation, molecular function: protein binding. Gene Ontology annotation, biological process: protein insertion into mitochondrial outer membrane.